Arvicola amphibius (Eurasian water vole) is the source of this 957-nucleotide messenger RNA. RefSeq names its product leucine rich repeat containing 55 (gene Lrrc55). The transcript has 2 exons. The coding region runs from base 22 to 957 and encodes 311 amino acids. Gene Ontology annotation, molecular function: voltage-gated potassium channel activity; potassium channel activator activity; transmembrane transporter binding. Gene Ontology annotation, cellular component: voltage-gated potassium channel complex. NCBI's taxonomy places the organism in Eukaryota, Metazoa, Chordata, Mammalia, Rodentia, Cricetidae. The record is from RefSeq and is a predicted model, not a curated record.
GAACCGAGGGACACAGCCCUCAUGGGCUCCCUACAGCAUUGCUGCUGCCAGCUGCCAAAGAUGGGCGACACCUGGGCCCAACUUCCCUGGCCCGGGCCUCCCAACCCAGCCUUGCUGCUGGUCUUCUUCCUCUUGGCAGCUGGGGUGAUACACUCUGAUGCUGGUACCAGCUGCCCAGUCCUUUGUACCUGUCAUAACCAAGUCGUGGACUGCAGCAGUCAGCGGCUGUUCUCCGUACCCCCGGACCUGCCAAUGGACACCCGCAACCUCAGCCUGGCCCACAACCGCAUUGCCGCGGUGCCGCCGGGCUAUCUCACAUGCUACAUGGAACUCCGAGUGCUGGAUUUGCGCAACAACUCCUUGGUGGAGCUUCCCCAGGGCCUCUUUCUCCAUGCCAAGCGCUUGGCGCAUCUGGAUCUGAGCUACAACAACCUCAGUCAUGUGCCAGCUGACAUGUUCCGGGAGGCUCACGGACUGGUGCAUAUCGACCUGAGCCACAACCCCUGGCUGCGGAGGGUGCACCCCCAGGCCUUCCAGGGCCUCGUGCAUCUCAGAGACCUGGAUCUCAGCUAUGGUGGCCUGGCUUUCCUAAGCCUUGAAGCCCUGGAGGGCCUCCCGGGGCUGGUGACACUGCAGAUCGGGGGUAACCCGUGGGUGUGCGGUUGCACCAUGGAGCCCUUGCUGAAGUGGCUGCGGAAUCGGAUACAGCGCUGUACAGCGGAUUCUCAGCUGGCUGAGUGUCGGGGCCCCCCUGAAGUUGAGGGUGCCCCCCUCUUUUCACUCACUGAAGAGAGCUUCAAGGCCUGCCACUUGACUCUGACCCUGGAUGAUUACCUCUUCAUCGCCUUUGUGGGCUUUGUGGUCUCCAUCGCUUCCGUGGCCACCAACUUCCUCCUGGGCAUCACGGCCAACUGCUGUCACCGCUGGAGCAAGGCCAGCGAGGAAGAGGAGAUUUGA